Molecule: messenger RNA, 2744 nt
Organism: Ylistrum balloti
Lineage: Eukaryota; Metazoa; Mollusca; Bivalvia; Pectinida; Pectinidae
Product: acyl-CoA synthetase short-chain family member 3, mitochondrial-like
Exons: 16
Coding region: 1-2064 (687 amino acids)
Source: RefSeq, a predicted model, not a curated record
AUGGCCUUCUGCAGAAUAGCAACUUCAUGGAAACACUCCAUGUGUACGUCUGCCUCUGAAGCUAUCCUGAGAGUGCAGACGAUCUGUUCUCAUCGAAUACCGUAUGCAUGUUCCUAUCGCCGUCGGAACAUACACCAGUCCAGUGCACAGGAAUGCCACCCGACAUACGAGCAAGUGUUCGCAAGUGCAAUAGAUUCGCCACAGGACUUUUGGGCAAAAGCUGCAGAAGAUUUAGUUUGGCAUAAGAAGUGGGACAAUGUUCUUGACAACUCGAGGGAACCUUUUACGAAAUGGUUUGUUGGUGGAGAGAUGAACACCUGCUACAAUGCUUUGGAUCGUCAUGUUGAAAAUGGUGAUGGCAAUCACGUGGCAAUAAUACAUGACAGUCCUGUAACCAACACACUUAAGAAGUAUACCUAUGCUGAACUUCUGAAUGAGGUAAGCAAGUUUGCCAGCGUGCUUCAGUCCCAUGGGGUGAAGAAAGGUGACUGCGUUCUUAUUUACCUGCCCAUGAUUCCCCAGGCGUUAGUGUCCAUGUUAGCAACAAUUCGUAUUGGUGCCAUACACUCUCUGGUAUUUGGAGGAUUUGCUGCAAACGAGCUCGGAGUUCGUAUCAAGCAUGCCGAGCCUAAAGUGGUAAUCAGCGCUAAUUGUGGUGUGGAGCCGAAUCGUAUCGUUGACUAUAAACCUAUGCUGGAUAAUGCAUUGGCUAACAUUGACUUCAAGCCGGACAAGUGUAUCAUCUACAACAGGCCAGGGUUGCCACCAUCCCCGCUGGUGCCUGGAAGAGAUGUUUGUUAUGAUGAAGAGAUGGCUGGAGCCUCCCCUAUAGAUUGUGUUCCUGUGCCUGCAACAGACCCAAGUUAUAUUCUAUACACCUCCGGGACCACAGGGCUACCUAAGGCAGUGGUGCGACCAAGUGCGGGGCAUGCUGUUGUAUUGAAAUGGUCGAUGUGGAACAUCUAUGGUUUGAAACCUAAGGAGGUGUGGUGGGCUGCAUCAGACUUAGGCUGGAUUGUUGGUCACUCCUACAUCGCCUAUGCUCCACUACUGAACUGUAACACUACAGUUCUCUUUGAAGGGAAACCAGUUGGUACUCCAGAUCCAGGUACUUUCUUCCGAGUCCUAAAGGAACAUGAUGUCAGUGCCAUGUUUGUUGCUCCCACAGCACUCCGAGCUAUCAGAAGGGAGGAUCCAAAAGUUGAAUAUGGACGAAAAUAUUUCCCAUUAUCAAAAUUCCAGAACAUGUUUGUGGCUGGUGAACACUGCGAUAGAGAAACUAUGGACUGGACUAAGACAGCUUUUGGUGUUCCUGUUUUGGAUAACUGGUGGCAGACAGAGACUGGCUGGGCCAUCACUGCAACCAACGUCGGGCUAGGAAAUAGGACAAACCCUCCACAAGGUGUCACUGGAAAGCCAGUCCCAGGCUGGAACGUGAAAGUCCUUCGACCUGACAACUCCGAGACAGACCCUAUGGAACUAGGACAGAUUGUUGUCAAACUACCACUGCCACCUGGAAGUUUCUCUACACUUUGGAAAAAUGAUGUGAAAUUUGAGGAAACAUACUUCAAACGUAUACAAGGUUACUAUAACACAAUGGACUCAGGAUAUCGUUGUGAAGAAGGGUAUAUCUCUGUCCUUACACGGACAGAUGAUGUCAUCAAUGUGGCCGGACAUCGUCUGUCAACUGGAGCAUUAGAGGAGGCUAUUCUGGAGAGUGAUGAUGUGGUGGAGGCUGCAGUCGUCGGAGUCCCAGAUACACUCAAGGGCCAGAUCCCUCUGGGACUAUGUGUUGUGAAACAUGGUGUGAAGAAAUCUGAAGCAGAGGUCAUCCAGAAUGUGGUCGACAAGGUUCGACAGUUCAUAGGACCUGUUGCCAGCUUUAAGCAGGCGGUCAUUGUACCCAAACUACCAAAAACUCGGGCAGGGAAGAUAGCUCGAAACACACUAGCAGCCAUAGCAGCAGGGAAACCAUAUAAGAUUCCUGUCACUAUUGAGGAUGAUACAGUGUACCCUGCUAUACACAAAGCUCUUACAGAAGCCGGCUUCCCACUUAAAAGAUAAGAGGUUGCCAUUAUGCAUUAAACUGGUCUUCAGGUAGCUGUUUGCAGUACUGCAGAGGUUAAUCUCACUGGGGAAUCACCAGGAAACCAUGGUAACUGAGUUAAACAGUUGUUACCAGGUUUAGAGGAAGCGAUAACAAACUGGAUUGAAACAUUUUAUCAUUGAAAAUGAGUUAAAUGAGUAUGUGGAUCAUUUGUUCACACUAACUACACUACAGGUCACGUGGAGGCAUACAAUCACCACUCUCCACUCGCCCGUAACCUUUUUCACACUAACAACACUACAGGUCAUGUGGAGGCAUACAAUCACCACUCUCCACUCGCCCGUAACCUUUUUCACACUAACAACACUACAGGUCACAUGGAGGCAUACAAUCACCACUCUCCACUCGCCCGUAACCUUUUUCACACUAACAACACUACAGGUCACAUGGAGGCAUACAAUCACCACUCUCCACUCGCCCGUAACCUUUUUCAUCACUAACUACACUACAGGUCACGUGGAGGCAUACAAUCACCACUCUCCACUCGCCCGUAACCUUUUUCAUCACUAACUACACUACAGGUCACGUGGAGGCAUACAAUCACCACUCUCCACUCGCCCGUAACCUUUUUCAUCACUAACUACACUACAGGUCAUGUGGAGGCAUACAAUCACCACUCUCCACUCGCCCGUAACCU